Centropristis striata (black sea bass) is the source of this 3306-nucleotide messenger RNA. RefSeq names its product E3 SUMO-protein ligase ZBED1-like. The transcript is spliced from 2 exons. Gene Ontology annotation, molecular function: protein dimerization activity; DNA binding. The coding region runs from base 221 to 2269 and encodes 682 amino acids. The record is from RefSeq and is a predicted model, not a curated record. Lineage: Eukaryota; Metazoa; Chordata; Actinopteri; Perciformes; Serranidae.
UAAAUAUAUACGUUUCUUUUUUUAAAACGAGGCUUCAACGAAUCAUACAUACACUCACUUCACUGUCACUUCCUGUUAGGGCAUAUGGCAAAGAGAAACUGGUCACAAAUGAGCUGUUUAUUAGCCAAAAGACCCAUUUCUUUGCGAUCAAAGUCGGCUAACAUUAGCUAGCUUGCUAACGUAAAAAGACAUUUUCAGACAUAAGGCAGCUCCAUGAAAAAUGAAGCGCACGGGGAGGAGACGGAGCUCUGUGUGGGACUGCUUUGAACAAGUGGGGAACUACGUCCGCUGCAUGAAAUGUGACGCUACAUUGAAGUACUGCGGCGGAGCCACCAGCACCAUGAUGAACCACAUGAGCAGGCACCAUCCGUCCACUGCACCGCUGGACGAAGACGAGAAACCGGUGAUUUGUACCGUGCAGUGCAUCGAGGAGGAGAGCUCCGCUAAUUCUGACACCAUGCAGGUUGCUAUCAUGUCACCCAACACAAACAUGCCUGCAAAUCUCCCCGAGCGUGAGUAUGGAGAGAGGAAGCGCCUGAAGCGGAGCUCUGUGUGGGACAUUUUCAUCAAAGUGGACGACGAGGUGCACUGCACGAUCUGCGACACGAAGCUUAAAUACAGGAGCAGCACCACCAGCAUGAUGUACCACAUCAAAAACAAGCACCCAGACACCAUACCUAAUGAUGGUGUGUCACUUGCAACACACGCAGAGGUGACUGAACUUAUUUCCAGAAUGAUAGAGAAAGACAUGCUUCCCAUCAGCGUAAUUAGUGGUGAUGGUUUUCGUGAGCUCCUUGCAUACACUGUGCAUAAUUAUAAAAUGCCCUCUGCUGGCGACAUUACGCGACUAAUUGAAGGCCAUUUCCAUGAAAAGGUGGAGGAGCUUGUAGUGCAGCUGGGUAGAGUGGAGAAAGUUGCUCUCACUGCUGACUUCUGGACAGGCCUCCCAUCUCAGAGAUACAUUACAGUUUUCUGUUCAUUCAUAACAGAGGACUGGCAGGGGAGGUCAGCUGUGCUGCAGACACACAAGCUACCAUCAGACAGCCACACCACUAUAGACAGCGCCACAGAGAGGCUUCUUAACACUGUGCAGACCUGGGGCAUUGCUGGGAAAGUGACUGCAUGUAUUCAUAACAACAUACAGGGCAUCUUGUCAGCCCAUUCAUGUGCCCGUGUCACCUGGGACAAUGCCACUUGCUUUGCCACUACAUUGCAGCAAGCAGUCAGCGAUGGGCUUAGUGAGGAUCUACUCCGCAUCAUUGUUGCUGCAGGGAAACUAGUCAAGCAUUUCAAUCACAAUUUGCUGGCAAGCGAGGCCUUGGAGCAGAAGCGGGUUCAGAUGUGCCUGCCACAGCACAAGCUCGUCCAGUCGAGCAAAGCUAGAUGGGACACGAUCUGCGAUAUGUUUGAACGGUUACUUGAACAACGGUGGGCAAUUAAAGCUGUGCUCUCUGAUCGCUCAAUCACCACCAGGCAAGAAGCCCAGAUCCUUGAGAUUGAAGACGAUUACUGGCAAAUAAUUGAGAAUUUCACACCCGUGCUGGCAACACUGAAAUGGGCAACGACAGUCAUAUCUGCUGAAACAGAAGUGUCCAUUUCAAACAUCUACCCAAUCACGUUCAGCCUCAUUCAGACCCACCUUGUGCCAAAAGAGAAUGAUGUUGAACAAGUCUCAGAAUUCAAGCUGAAAGUUCAGAAGUCACUUAGAAAUCACAUGGAGGUUGACUCUAAUGACCUAGCCUCCAAACCAGCUCUGGUUGCCUCUAUGCUGGACCCCCGUCACAAACAUCUCAGCUUCCUUACGCCAACGGGGAGACUGGCUGCAAAGGUUAAACUGCAUGAACUGGUUUCAAAGUUAGAUGCGAUAACUACUAUUGUGGGCCCAAAGGAUGAACAGCAGGAGAUCCUGGUCACACCUGAUAUCAGCCAGGUGGCUACGCCUUCACAACUGAGAAGCGACACCAAAAACACCAUGAUGUUGCUUCUCGGAGACAACUACAGUUCCUCCUAUGCCACAGACUCAGAGGCUCAGGUAGAUUACUACUUGAGAGACAUUGCUCCCUCAUUGGACAUAAACCCGCUGGACUGGUGGAGGGUUAAUGGACCAAGAUUCCCCAAACUGGCCACUCUGGCAAGACACUAUUUGUGUGUACCUGGGGUAUCGCUGCCAUCUUUAUUGUCAGAGGCUGGACAAACAUUUGCAUCAAUGCGUACAAGACUGAGUCCAGAGCAUGUCGACAUGAUGAUCUUUGUAAACAGAAAUGCAUAACUUGCAUGACUUCUUUCAACGGAAUAUGGUUACUGUAGGGCAGUGGGGGCAAGAGGCAGAAGUAGAUGCCUUGACUGGAUAUUAAAUGAGUAAAGACAGAUAAGGAGAUGCAGAUAGUCUACCACUGUUAAUAUGUUGUAUAUGCUGCUGGUACAAAUAAUGUUAAAAACUCCUUUAAAAAAAACAACAACAAAAAGAAAGCUGAACCAUACCUACUGAAAUAUACCUAAAUGAAAUUCACAACAUUAAACAGUAAUUUCCUUCAUCAACCCAUUUUUCCUGAUGGCUGACACUCCUGGGGCUUGUUUCAUGAAGCAAGUUUACCAAAUAAGCCAGUCUUACUUUGUUUAGUCUAACUAAUUUUUAAUUGAUUUGACUGCACAAAGCAAAUUCAACAUAGUUUAAGCCCAUUUACUAUGGCAUCUUAUGCUGGGAAACUAGUUGAAUUUACUUUAUGGAACCACAUCAACUAAAAAUGUGUCAGACUAACCUAACCUGGCUUGUGCACAUGUGGUUACUACAAAUUCUUAGCAAUCAACAUCCUAACAGUGUAACUUUUACACUAAAACAGGUAUUUUGUACAUAGUCAUUACAGAGACAUAUUUACAUAAUUUAUUUACAGUACAGUAGUCCAAAUCAGGACACAAUUAAUUAAGAAAAGUCACUUAUCAUGACGGCAUAAUAAAUAUUUGUAUUAUCAUUACAGCUAGAAUCUCACCGACCAAACUAACCACCUUAUUAGUCAUAGUGUUAUUGUAUUGUCUGUUGUGUCUCUCAGUAUACGGUGACAAAGAUAAAAUACAUACAGCUGUAGCAGGUGUGUGAUGAUCUGUCUGGGAACUAGUUGUUUUUGGCACAUGCUCGUUCCAUCCCACAGCACAGCCUCGGUGAUGGCACCAUCCUGGAAGCGACGCAGCUCGGAGCGAGAGCCCCACAGCUGACGAAACUCAGCCGCCUAGCAGAAGAACACUGCUGUUGUUAAUAAUGAAUCGUCCUACAAUCAUGGUAACGCAUAAAUGAUAACAUAAUAAAGCCUA